Priapulus caudatus is the source of this 1368-nucleotide messenger RNA. RefSeq names its product decaprenyl-diphosphate synthase subunit 1-like. Gene Ontology annotation, cellular component: mitochondrion; transferase complex. The transcript has 7 exons. Bases 458 to 1291 code for a protein of 277 amino acids. Gene Ontology annotation, biological process: isoprenoid biosynthetic process; ubiquinone biosynthetic process. Gene Ontology annotation, molecular function: prenyltransferase activity. Lineage: Eukaryota; Metazoa; Priapulida; Priapulimorpha; Priapulimorphida; Priapulidae. The record is from RefSeq and is a predicted model, not a curated record.
AACAUGUUACCAUGGGCGGGAACAACGUUCACACAGCUGCUGGAAACAUGUUACCAUGGGCGGGAACAACGUUCACACAGCUGCUGGAAACAUGUUACCAUGGGCGGGAACAACGUUCACACAGCUGCUGGAAACAUGUUACCAUGGGCGGGAACAACGUUCACACAGCUAGGAAUAAGUGAGAAGAAAAGCGAACGAAAGGAAACGAGAGGAAAAGUCUCCAUUAGACUUUCACAAAUUUGGCACUCAAUUAACUGCUGGAUAAUUACCUUCUGGUAUCUACCUAAAUGCGUAGCUGUCUGUUCAGCCCACUGCCCCAUUUCUGUAUCCACCUGUUCAAGAACUCGAUAGUAAUGGCGAGUUAAGACUCAAAACCCAGACCGCUCGCCCAGAUGCCAGGGAUGCUGUCAAUUGAAAUGAGGAAACCCAUCUAGUUCUAUCACGAACACGUCCAUACAUGUGCAAUUAUGUAUCACUAGAUUGCACCAUCAAUGAAGAGGAAACCGAUGGAAGCUUGCCGUCUAACAAGUACAGUAAAACGAGUAAUGUAUUGACUGCCAACGAUCGCCGGAUAACGAGAUGUCUAUCCGAUACACGACGGGCCCACGAGAGGGAGCCACGUGUAGCUGCCCCCGAUCCGUAUCAGUUAGUGAGAGGGGACUUGCAUGCCUUGUACUCUGACAUACAAACGGAGCUGGGCACAGAGCAUGAUGAACUGCAUCAGCUAGCAAAUUAUUAUCUCCUAGGAGAAGGAAAGGCAUUUCGACCGAUGAUUGCAUGUCUCAUGGCAACAGCGUGCAAUAUCCACACAGGGACAUCAGAUAGUUGUCUCGCUAGUCAGCGAUGCAUCGCGAUGAUAGCGGAGAUGAUUCACUCGGCCAGCCUCGUUCACGACGACGUCAUCGACCGAGCCGACAAGCGACGUAGCAAGCCUAGUAUCAACAAACUGUGGGGCCAGCGCAAGGCUGUCCUCACGGGAGACUUCAUCCUAUCGCAGGCAUCCAUAGCUCUCGCUAGGAUCGGAAACGAACAAGUGGUGAUCUUGUUAUCUCAGGUACUCGAAGAUCUGGUGAAAGGGGAAUUCAUGCAGCUAGGCACGAAGGAGAAUGAAAAUCAGCGAUUUGCGCACUACCUAGACAAGACUUACAAGAAGACAGCAAGCUUGAUAGCAAACAGUUGCAGAGCUGUAGCCGUACUGAGCGAUGCACAUGAGGAUGUGCAGGAAGUUGCUUAUCAAUAUGGCAGAAAUCUCGGCAUCGCAUUUCAGGUCAGUUCUAGCAGCGUUGUCUAAUUGUGAAUGUGUGCUGAAGACAGCAUCUUCUAAUGUCAGUGUCUGCUGAUGACAGCAUCUUCUACGGUCAGUGUGUG